Durusdinium trenchii is the source of this 804-nucleotide messenger RNA. NCBI's taxonomy places the organism in Eukaryota, Dinophyceae, Suessiales, Symbiodiniaceae. The record is from the annotation of a GenBank genome assembly.
AUGUCGAAGAAGGUGAAGCUCGGGGCUCCUGAAGAGAUCUUCGACUUGCCGGGCAACAAGGAAUGCGCAGAUUGCACCGCCUAUGGGCCGAACUGGGCCUCGUGGAACCUGGGCAUUCUCAUUUGCGAGACAUGCGCCGGAAUGCACCGAAACCUCGGGACGCACAUUUCGAAGGUGAAAUCGACCACCAUGGACAAGUGGAACGAGGAACAGGCGGUCCCCUGCCGCAACAUCGGGAACUUCAUGUCCAAUAGCUUCUACGAGUACAACCUGCCGCCCAAGACCAAAUACGUUACGAGCGUGAAGAGCUCGGGAGGCGACAAGAUUGACACGGGAGAGGCUCGAAAGCUGGAACGAUGGAUCCGUGCCAAAUAUGAGGCCAAGAAGUACUCGCAGCCUGGUGUCGAUCCUCCGCACGUCCGUUUGGCUCGAGGAGAAUCUCUUCGUGAAGCUCCAAAGGAGGAGAAGCCAGUUGAGGAAAAGAGUGCUUCGAAGAAAGACAAAGAGAAGAAGGAAAAGACUGACAAAGGCGACAAAAGCCCUUCAAAAAAGGAUGGGAAAGAGAAGAAGGAAAAGGUUAGCAAGAAGGAGAAGAAGGAUUUGGACAGAGAGGUCACACCUGCUCCAGCGGUCAAGGAGGUAAAGAGAAGCAGGAAAGAGAAGAAAGAGAAGAAAUCUCAAGAACUCGAGAGCUCCUUCGCAGAGCUGGAGACUUGGGCCAUGACGAGUUCGAAGGAGAAGAAGAGUCGCAAGAAGAAAAAGAAAGAUGAGGCCGGCGAGAGGCACACAUCAGACAUGGCAUGA